Molecule: messenger RNA, 4696 nt
Organism: Astyanax mexicanus (Mexican tetra)
Lineage: Eukaryota; Metazoa; Chordata; Actinopteri; Characiformes; Acestrorhamphidae
Gene: gpr88
Product: G protein-coupled receptor 88
Exons: 1
Coding region: 1189-2460 (423 amino acids)
Biological process (GO): G protein-coupled receptor signaling pathway
Cellular component (GO): membrane
Molecular function (GO): G protein-coupled receptor activity
Source: RefSeq, a predicted model, not a curated record
GCAGUGCAGUAGAUGUAGCUAACGGUAAAUAAAUAUUUUACAGAGCAAAGUGCAAGAUGCAAUGACAUUGGUUCUAAAUGUGACUGAUGUGCCAUAGAAGUAUUAGUAUGUAUAUGUAACAAAUAUAGUUCUGCAAAGGGAAUAUAUAUCUCUUCCUCUCUUUCUCUUGCAGUCUCUAGUAGUCCUUCUUACACCUCUUUCAUUUACUCUCUCACCUAUUUCUAUCUCCCAUUCUGUAACUCUCUCCCACUCUCGCUCUCUUACACACCUCCCUUCUCUCUCUCACUCUCUCUGUCUCUUACAGACCUUCUUUCUCUCUCACACUAUUGUCUUUUACACACCUUUCUCUCUCACACAUUCUCUCUGUCUUUUACACACCUGGUCUCUCUCUCUGUCUUGUACACCCCAUCUCUCUUACUCUCUGUCUUCUACACCCCUCCUUUCUCUCUUACACCUCUUCUCUCUUACUCUGUCUUUUGCACUCCUUUCUCUCUCACUCUGUCUUUUACACCUCCCCCCUCUCUCUCUCUCUCUCUCUCUCUCUCUCUCUUUUACUCACUUACUCUCUCUCCCAUCAGUCAUUUUCUCAAUCUCUCUCUCUCUCUCUCUCUCUCUCUCCCUGUCUUUUACACACUUACUAUCUCACGCUCUGUCUCUUCCACCUGUUCUCUUUUACUCUCUGACUUUAACACAUCUCUAUACACACUCUCUCUCUCUCUCUCUCUGUACGCACACAUAUCUGUGUCUUUUUCACUCAUUCUCUUUCUCUCUUAGUCCCCCCACACCUUUCUUUCACUCCUUCUCUCUCACACACUCGCUGUCUCUCACACACCUUUCUCUCUCUGUCUCUAUAUCUCAUUAAUUCUCUCUUGCUCUCUCUCUUACACACAACUCUCUCCCAUCAGUGAAUUUCUCAAUAUCUCUCAUUCUCUCUCUCUCUCUCUCUCUCUCUCUCUCUCUCUCUCUCUCUCUCCCUCACUUACACACACCUCUCUCUACUCUCUCUUUCUAUCUAUCACAGCAGCUCGCUCUCUCUCUCUCUCUCUCUCUCUCUCUCUCUCUCUCUCUCUCUCCCCCCCCCUCUCUCUCCUCCUCCUCCUGUUGUAAGUGAGGAUGAGCUCUGUAUCCUGACGCGUGUCUCCUCCGCCGCGCGCUGCUGCUGUGAGUCGCGCGCUCCGCUGCGCUGCCAUGCGGAACCACUCCUCCUCCCUCUCUCCGGAAGACUGUCUGCACGGGCGCGCGGCGCGUCUCUCUCUGGCGGCCGCGUACGCGCUGCUGUGCGCCGGCGGGCUCGCGCUCAACCUGUCGGUGGUGUGCGUGGUGGGGGGAUUCCGCAAGCUGCGCACCGCGAGCAACGCCUUCAUCGUAAACGGCUGCGUGGCGGACCUGCUGGUGUGCGCCGUGUGGAUGCCGCAGGAGGCGGUGGCCGUGUCCACCGGGGGCGGGGUGGGUCCGCCGGCGCUGCGGGCGCUCCGGGAGGCGCUGCUGCUGCUGGGCAUCACGGUCUCGCUGCUGUCCCACUCGCUGAUCGCCGUCAACCGCUACGUGCUGAUCACCAAGAGCCCUGGCACCUACCAGGCGCUCUACCAGAAGCGGCACACGGAGUGGAUGAUAGCGGGGUCCUGGCUCAUCUCCCUGGCGUCCCUGCUGCCCUGGAUCACCGGCUUCGGCUCCAGGCUGGAGGGAUGCUCAGCAUCUCUAUCACUUUCCUCAUCAGCAUCAGCAUCCGCAUCUCCCUCCCCACUUCCAUCAGCGCUGGCAUCAGCAGUACUCUCAGCAUCAGCAUCUCCAUCACUUCCACCACCAACAUCAUCUGCAUCAGUAUCCCCAGCAUCAGGACCACUUUCAGCAUCAGCAACAUCAGCAUCACCAACACCUGCAGCAUCAGGACCACCACCAGCAUCCUCAACAACCAUUACAGCAUCCUCCGCAUCCUUCACCAUGGGCAUUCCCCUUCUUACCCACCCCCCUUCAGCCGGCACCCUAGCCCUCACCAUCCUGGGUCAGACAGCCGUGGUCCUCUACUGCUACUUCAAGAUCUUCCGCCGCGUCCAAAGCAGCGUGAAGCGGGUGAGCGUCCUGAACUUCCAGCUGGUCAACAGCCUCCCCUGCGCCUUUCCCCGCAAGGACCGGCGCCUGGGCCUCUGCGUCCUGGCCGUGUGCUUCGUGUUCCUGCUGACCACGCAGCCCCUCUGCUGGACGCUGGCGGCCGCCGUCUUCACUCGGGUGCCCGGCCCGCUCUGGACCUUCUCCUGGCUCCUGUUCUGCACCGUGUUCGUGUCCAACCCGUUCCUCUACACCUGGAAGAACGAGGAGUUCCGGAGGUCUCUGAGGUGUGUGGUGCGGGGAGAGCUGUGGAGGGGGUCCACGGUGGGAGUGGAGCCCAGCACGGUCAGCAGCAUCUCACACCUUCUGCCCCGGCAGAGCAGCCGCAGGGCUUUCCUGAGCCAGGCGAACUGAACCCAUCCUGUCUGUACUGUUAAACAUAAUCAGAGUGAUUUUGAUGAUGAUGAUGAUGAUGAGGAUGAUGAAGAUUGUAAUGUGACUUUAAUGAUGGUGGUGAUUGUGGUAAUGGUAGUAAUGAUAAAGAUGGUGUUGGCAGUGGUGAUGAUAGUUGAAAUUUUUUAAAUCAUGACACAGAUGAAGAUAAAGUAGAUAAAGUUGUGUGAAUGAACAUGAUGGUAAAGAUAAUGAUAUUAAUAGCAAAUUAUUUUAAUGAUGAUGAUGGUGGUGAUGAUAAGUUCCUUAUUGCUAUGAUAUUUAAGAUGAUCAUAGAUUUUAUAAGAGUUGAUAAUGGUAAAGAUCCUUCUGAUGAUGAUAAUGAUGAGUAUUUCAUGUUCAUGUGGUGAUGAGAAAGUUGAUGAUGGAUUAAACAGUAUUUUCAUUUAUGAUGAAGAUUCUACUGAUGGUCAUUUGUAUGAGAAUAAUUAUAAAAUUAUAAAAUAAUUAUCUGAAAUAUAAUAUUUUGAUGGUACUGAUGAAGAUACUGGUGAUGAGGAUGAUAGAUAAUAAUUUAAGAGAUAAUAAAGAUUGUACCAAUGAUAAAAAUGUUGACAGUUGUUAGGAUGGUGGUGACAAUGACAAUGAUGAUAAUGAAGAUUAUAGAUGAUAAUUAUUCUAAUGAUAAUGGACAGCAAUAGCAAUUAUGUUUAUGAUGGAAGAUAAUAAUUGUUGAUAAUGAUACAGAUCCUGCCAAUAGUGAUGAUAAUGAUGUUAAUGCAUCAUUAAAAUCAUUGGUAAUGUGGUGGCUUAUUAGGAUGAUGAGGAGUAUGAUGAUUAUCAUGAUGGAAAUUGUUGAAAAUAAUGUAAUGAUGAUUGAUUAUGUGGAAAUGAUAAUGAUGGUAAAGAUGGUAGACAAUCAUUUUUGGGGAUGAUGCUAUGCUGGUGAUAAAAAAAAAUAUGAAAAUGAAGAUUAUAGAUGACGAUUAUGUUGAUGAUAAUGAAUAGCUAUCGUAACUACAUUGAUGAUGGGAGAUAAUAAUUGUUGAUAAUGAUAAAGAUCAUGCCAGUAGUGAUGAUAAAGAUGUUUAAUGCAUCAUUAAAAUCAUUGUUAAUGUGGUGAUGAUGAGGAUGUUGAUGAUGAUGCUGAAGAUGGUUGAUAAUCAUUUUGGUGAUGAAAAUUCUAAAAUAUGAUAACGGUUAUGAUGGUGAUGGUGAUGAUAAAGAUGUUAAUGAAGAUUAUAGAUUAUGACUGUUAAGGAUGCUAAUAGACAUCAGUAAUUAUGUUAAUAAUGAUGAUGCUGAUGAAGACUGUGCUGAUGAAUGUGACGAUAAUAAUAUUGAUGAAGAUGAUCCUACUGAUCGUGACACUGAUGAUGAUAAUGAUAAUGAUGAUGAUGAUGUUUUAGAAAUGUUAUUUUAGUACAUAUAUUUAAGUAAAUCAAAAUGAAAUUGAACCAAAUGCUGAAGAUGAUUAUAAAACAACACUGAACAAACAAAAACAGCAAGAAAUGAUUGUAGUUUUAACAGUGAGUGAUCCAUACAGCCUACACUGUAAAAACAAAGAACAGACAGUCAACACUUUAUUGUGUUCUUGUAACUUUUGUAACACCACUUUUGUAAAGUCGUCUCUGUCCGUGUCGUAAGCAGUGCGUUUACUUCUCGAAGAUUCAGUCAUUUUAACAUUUUAAGGAGCCUGAAGAGCCCGUUCUGAUUUUACAGUGUAGUGAUAAAUUGGACUAUUUUUAUACAAAACAAACAUAAAACUAGACAUUCCUGUUUAAAACCCUGUAUGUAAGCUCACACUUCCCAUAACAACAAUACUGUUGUAAUUAACACCAAGUUUAUAUGCCCCAAAAUUGAACCCUGUGGGAUGCAGCACAAUUGUGUCUGAACUGGUGUUAAUAGCUGAAUAAUAAAGACGUGGUUCCAGGAGUUAAAGGGGGUUAAAUUUCCCAGGGAAAUGGAAAAGAAUGUAUAAAUAAAUCUACUGAGGUAUUAAUUCAUAUUAACUUGAGGAGGUCAAGAGGUCACAAUGGGCCUAAUCACUGUCAGUUUCACCUGCAUGCGGUUUGACAAUGGAAAUGUGUCUGAAAUCAGCCAGUGGUUUUAAAUAUUGUUUUCGCAAACACUGUGUACGAUUUGUGAGAGUUUUCUUGUGAGGAUUUUUGCUAAACACUUGCUGCUGUUCGCUGCUGCUUUUUCACGUAAAAAUGGACUUUGUAUGAACCUGCUGAAAAAUAAAAUGUAAAUUGUC